This is a messenger RNA of Coprinopsis cinerea okayama7#130, 1197 nucleotides long. RefSeq lists its product as hypothetical. NCBI's taxonomy places the organism in Eukaryota, Fungi, Basidiomycota, Agaricomycetes, Agaricales, Psathyrellaceae. The record is from RefSeq and is a predicted model, not a curated record. The transcript is spliced from 3 exons. The coding region runs from base 1 to 1197 and encodes 398 amino acids.
AUGACUAGUGAUUUCGACGAAACAUCCUUCACGACGCCUUUCAAGCUGGAGUCUCUUCGCUUAAGGAACUAUUAUGAACCAGUCCUCAACAGUUUCUUUUGCUCGCCUAGAGCUGUCGACUUCUCGCAUCUCCGGAAAUUGGACGUUUGUAUCAUCGUGGAAGACAAGUACAUCACAUGCAUUCGUCUUUUGGCUGCCGCGGAAAGACUUGAAACACUCAAGAUCAUCUUGAAUGAUUGUGUUGAAGUCGACAACCACGGACAGCUUCCAUUCCCUCUGGCGUACAUCCGGCCGACCUCCUAUGCCACGCUCAAACACCUUUCUCUCACAAACUACCACUUCGUCGAAAGCCCCAUCUCAUUCACCACACAAUUUGUCGGUUUAUGUGAUGGCCGGUCGUCCUUGCUCCGCGCUUGGCCAAGGCCUUCCAAUGAAGGUUGGGAAGAGGCCCUAGAAUACGGCGACAUUCCCGAAGACGUACUUUCGAUGGCCCUCUACAACGAACUCCAACCCGCUCGCGACACCACCGACCACAGCAGGAUGGCCCGAGGCGUUUCGAUGGAGCCGCGACCCCCCAUUGUUGCUCUCAUUUACGUCCCUCACAACCCUCGACUUCACACUUUACCUCUACGGGGCUUCCUCUCCCGACUCGAACUCGGGGACAACUGGUCCAUUCUCGACAAACUUCUCGGCGGAUUCGACUGCAACGUCCGGGAAGAGCCCUCUAUCAAUUCUGCACCACGCAACAUUCACACCAUCUGUCGCUGCUCGCACUCCUACGCCUUUCCUCACCUUCACUCCGUCUCACUCCGGGUCAUCUUGCUCCCAAUCACACCCGACGACAUGGAAUUGAUGGAGGAAGAUGCCGUCAUCCUCGAACAGCAUCAGGAGUACAAGCGGAAGCUUGAAAAACUGCUAGAAUGCAGAGGAUUGGCGACCUGUGACUGUGGUGGGUCGACCAACUGGAGGAUGAAGCCUUUGGAGUCUUAUUGGAAGCCUGAAGGCGACUUGGUGGAGACUUCGGUAUCCCCACCGCAAGAUCCUCGUCCGCUGUUCCCUCUGCUGCGGUCCCGGGUGUUUCACGAGAGGAGCCGCGGGUUCAACUUCACUGCCAUAGUAAACCUGAAGGAGAAAGUGUAUCCCAUGGAUGGCGGACUUCCUCGUAUGUUUGACAUCUAUACUCAUGUUCAAAUCUAA